Messenger RNA from Dujonia railenensis, 1314 nucleotides. Lineage: Eukaryota; Fungi; Ascomycota; Pichiomycetes; Serinales; Debaryomycetaceae. The record is from the annotation of a GenBank genome assembly.
AUGAGAUUUCUUGUUUCUUUUCUCUUAUUCUUGGUAUCAGUUUCAGCUGCUCCAUUUUAUAGAAGGAUUGACUUAGUUUCUCCUGCUAAUGAUUCAUUCUAUUUUCCACCAAGCGGUUACGAAUCGAGCACAGUUGGUACUAUUCUUAAGACUAGACAAAUUGAUAAUCCAUUCACAGCACUGAUAAUACCACAGAAAAUCAAGGGAGUAUAUCAAUUUUUGGUCCGUUCAGAAGAUACAUUUGGUAACGCUAAUGCUAUUGUCACCACUCUUUUUGUUCCUUCAAAUGCCGAUGGAAAAAAGAUCCUCUCAUAUCAAAUCGCUGAAGACUCAGCAAAUAUUGAUUCUGCUCCUUCUUAUACCUUACGAGAGACUUCAGACUCAAAUUUGCAAGCUGAUGAAAUAAUGAUGCAAGCGUGUAUCAAUCAGGGUUGGUAUGUCGUAGUACCUGAUUAUGAAGGUCCAAAGUCUGCUUUUGGAGCUGGGAUACAAGCAGGAAGGGCCACAUUGAAUUCAAUGAGAGCAGUUUUAAACUCAGGGAGUACAUACGGCAUAAGCUCAGAUGCCAAAGUCGCAUACUGGGGGUAUUCCGGUGGAUCAAUUGCAACUGGAUGGGCCUCAUUGUUGGAACCAUCGUACGCUCCUGAACUUAAGAAAAACACUGCCGGAUAUGCAAUGGGAGGAGUCGUUGCUAACAUCCAACAUACUGCCGAAGCGAACAUGGGAAAUAUUGGUGCAGGUUUGAUCAUAACUGCAAUCAAUGGAUUAAGUCAAGAGUACCCUGAUUUGCUUGAAUUCGUAGAUGAAAACGUUUAUGCAGAUAAAUUAAAAGCCUUCACCUCACCCCUCACCGAUGAUCCAGCGAGCUUUCUCUUUGCAACCUGGGCGGAAUACUUCAAAACAGGAACAUCUACAUUGCUGAAUCCAGUAGUAACCGCAAUCACCACUGCUAACAGUAUGGUAAGCUCAUCAUACAUUCCAACCGCUCCUUUAUUUAUGUACAAUUCAAUUAUUGACGAAAUCAUUCCGGCCAGCGACGCAACUACUCUUUACACUAAUCUCUGUAAAGGUGGAGCAUCGAUUUCCUACAAACAAGAUCUUGUGUUCGGACAUAUAGUGGAAAGUAUCGUUGGAUCGGCUGAUGCAUUUGUUUGGUUGCAAGCACGAUUUGCUGGGACAGCUCAAACCGGCUGCACAAAGCAAUUCUCACUCUCCAAUGCUCUCAACUUGCAAGCUUUAAUUGGAUUCGGUGAGAUAUUUGCAGAGCCACUUCUUACUCUACUCCUACUGGGAAAAAUGAGUAGUGUUUUUUAA